AUCAUGAAAAACAGUCCAUCUUCCUCCAAAUAGUAGAGAGAGAAAACGCAACCCAACAAACACAAAUUUUAGAGAGAGAAACCACAUAAAAAGAUCAAACAAAACUAAUUUCUAUGCCAUCGAAGAUAGAUCAAUUGGAUUCUAAGGGAAACUUCGUAAUCAACGACCACAGCUUACAAUUAUUUGCAGAAUUGAAAAAUCCUUAUGAGCUUAUUUGAUAAACUUCGUUGCUCUCCUCCUAAUAUUCAUAAUUGCCGCCUUAUUGCUGGCAUUCUUCUUUUUCUUUUGUUUCAUUCUUCUCAAUUGAUUUCCAAUUUCUUGCUUCCUAUAAAACCCUAAUCCAGAUUAAUCUUAGCAUAGUUUUCAUUUUAUUUGAUUUCAUUUCAUUAGAUCAAUCUCCCCCUUUUUUUUUGUUGAUUUUGAUUCGUCGAAUUUCGUCUAAUGGAGCAUAAUCAACCCGUCGAUCACAUUUUGAACGCUUCCAGUGAUGGAUGCAUUGAGAGGCGAAUUUGUGCAACUCCUUCUGUCAUUGUCAUUGGUGGUGGUAUUUCUGGAGUUGCUGCUGCCCGUUUUCUCGCUAAUGCGUCAUUCAAGGUGAUUUUGUUGGAAUCACGUGAUAGGCUUGGUGGCCGAAUUCAUACUGAUUACUCGUUUGGCUGUCCAGUUGACAUGGGGGCCUCAUGGCUACACGGUGUCUGCAAUGAAAAUCCAUUGUCUCCGUUGAUACGUUCUUUAGGGCUUAAAUUAUAUCGUACCAGUGGUGACGACUCUGUGAUCUAUGACCAUGACUUAGACAGCUGUAGCCUCUUCACUAAAGAUGGGCAACAGAUUCCGCAGCAUUUGGUCAUUGAAGUUGGCGAAAUAUUUAAAAGUAUCCUCAAGGAGACUGAGAAAAUUAGGGAUGCCCACAGUGAUGACAUGUCUGUUCUUCAAGCCAUUUCAAUUGUGCUGGAUGCCCAUCCACACUUGAGACAAAAAGGGCUAGCUCAUGAAGUACUUCAGUGGUUCUUGUGUAGAUUAGAAGCUUGGUUUGCUGCUGAUGCAGAUAUGAUAUCCUUGAAAACUUGGGAUCAGGAACAAGUUCUUUCUGGUGGUCAUGGACUAAUGACGCAAGGUUACUACCCUUUAAUAGAUACGCUUUCCAAGGACAUUGACAUACGGUUGAAUCACAGGGUUACAAAUAUUUCUAGUGGGCUGAAUAUGGUGAAGGUAACAAUGGACGAUAGCACUGAAUUGAUUGCCGAUGCUGCAAUCAUUACAGUGCCUCUCGGUGUUCUGAAAGCCAACUUGAUUAAUUUUGAACCGAAGUUGCCAGAUUGGAAGAUGUCUGCAAUAUCAGAUCUUGGGGUGGGAAAUGAGAACAAAAUUGCUUUGAGAUUUUCGGAAGUUUUUUGGCCCGAUGUUGAAUUGUUAGGAAUGGUCGCUCCGAAUUCUUUCAGCUGUGGUUAUUUUCUGAAUCUGCACAAGGCGAUUGGACGCCCUGUCCUUGUCUAUAUGAUUGCGGGAAGGUGUGCUUACGAUCUUGAGAAGCUUUCAGAUGAGGCGGCAGUAGACUUUGUAAUGUUACAGCUCAAGAAAAUGUUUCCAAACGCCACUGAGCCAGUCCAGUAUCUUGUUUCUCGUUGGGGAACAGACCCUAACUCUCUCGGUUGUUAUUCAUACGACUUAGUGGGAAAGCCUACAGAUGUAUAUGACAGACUAAGAGCACCAGUUGGUAGCCUCUUCUUCGGUGGUGAAGCAGUUAGCACGGGUGAUCACCAAGGUUCUGUGCACGGAGCUUACUCAGCAGGAAUAAUGGCUGCUGAUAAUUGUCAGAGCCAUCUCUUAGAAAGACUUAGCAACAUGGAAAAGUUCCACCUUAUCCCUUGGACGGAACAAAGUCAUGACGCUUCUAUUCCUCUUCAAAUUUCUAGGAUGUAAACAUUAUGACAAACUUGACCCGGGGGGGAUUUUGAUGUUUUGUUGUUAAAUUAACUUUGUUAUAUAUGUUCAGCAAAUUGUUGAACUUUGUAUUUGCCUAUCAUCUUACCUGUGUGAUAUUUUAAUGUUCGCAAAUGUAACAGUUUUAAUUGCACAUCUGAAGAGUUUCUAGUUUCCACUA
Spinacia oleracea (spinach) is the source of this 2101-nucleotide messenger RNA. Its product is annotated as polyamine oxidase 5. Gene Ontology annotation, molecular function: polyamine oxidase activity. The record is from RefSeq and is a predicted model, not a curated record. The transcript is spliced from 10 exons. The coding region runs from base 442 to 1920 and encodes 492 amino acids. Gene Ontology annotation, biological process: polyamine catabolic process. NCBI's taxonomy places the organism in Eukaryota, Viridiplantae, Streptophyta, Magnoliopsida, Caryophyllales, Amaranthaceae. Gene Ontology annotation, cellular component: peroxisome.